GGUGUGUGCGCGCGUAUAUCUCUCUCUCUCUCGCACUCUCCGUCUUGUUCUUUCGCGGGUCGAGAAUGACGGGCCGCACCGCUCGUCCCCGCUGGCGGCGGUGCGUCGUUUUCGUCAUCAUCAACGUCUGCCGCGUCGACGACGCGGAGUGAACCCGUCGCGAGAGCGUCCCUCCUCGUGCCACCACCUCGUUCGGGAUUCAGGCCAGAGCCUGCCUGGGAAGCGCAAAAGAUGGAUGCGACGAUAGAGCGGGAGUGCAGCGCGUUGGGCGGCUUGUUUCAGCAGAUCGUCACUGACAUGAAGAAUGGAACACCACUUUGGGAAGAUUUGAUUUCGAAAGCUACAAAGUUACACGCGAGUUUGAGAGCUGCCAUCCUGGCUAUUUCCGUAUAUCUUGAGGCUUUUCAGAAAAUAGCGGAUGCUGCGACUAACGCUAGAGGUGCAACUAAGGAAAUCGGGACGGCACUGACACGAAUAUGUUUGAGACAUAAAGCGGUAGAAACUCGUAUGAAGUCAUUUACCAGCGCCAUUAUGGACUGUUUGGUGCUGCCUUUACAAGAGAAAUUGGAAGAUUGGAAGAAGUCUUUGAUCAAUUUAGACAAAGAACAUGCCAAAGAAUUCAAAAAGGCAAGGGCGGAGCUGAAGAAACGCUCCACCGAUACGCUACGUCUGCAGAAGAAGAAAGCACGAAAGGUACAAGUUCACUUACACGUACAAGGACAGUCUCAGAGCCACGGGACGUGUUCCGAUGUCGAGCUCAAUAGGAUGCUAGAGUCAUCGGCGGCGGUUGUCCAGGAGAAAAGACUGAGUUUAGAGGAAACGGAACGUAAAGCCGUCCGUGCGGCCCUUCUCGAGGAGAGGGGCAGAUUUUGUCUCCUCGCCCGAUUCCUGAAACCCGUGCUCGACGAGGAGAUAGCGAUGUUGGUGGAAUUGACGCAUCUGCAAGAGGUCUCCGAUCAAUUGCAAAAGCACGCCGCGUCGCCGCAUCACUUACCGCCUGCAUCCGAGCAGGUAAUAACGGACAUAAAAGGUUGCGACGUUACUCAGUGGUCAUUGGCUACGCCGCCGUCGAGCCCGUCGUUGUCUCUCGGAUCGAGGAAGAGUUCUAUGUGUUCGAUCAGUUCUCUAACUAGUAGCAGUAGUGGAUCUUGUAAAAGCCAUCCGAGCCCGUCCGGACACCCGUGGCACAGAUCGCUUUCUCAGCAAGUUGGUGUCAGGCCCGCCAGCAUCAGCGGCAUCGCGUCGCUGCGCCACUUGACCGGUGGCAGUUCCCGCGACUCCGGUUUCACGUCACAGGACACGUUGUACAACCAACCGAUUUCCGAGCAUCAGGUGUCGAAUGUGUCUUCUCUAAGUAAUCAAAGUACCGGUUGCACUGUAACGCGACCCGUGACAACUUCUACUUGGCCUGAUUUACAGGAAACGUCCGUUCAGUACGACCGGCAAAACCCGGGUGCGGUGAACGAACGGCCACAUACCAUUUCCUCCGCGUACGAAAAGGGGCAUCAGAGACCGGCGCUCAGCGUCUACACAUUCCAAGCUCCGGACCGCGACGGUAGCGGCGGUUGCUGCCACAGUCAGCCUGCCUCUCCGGUUUCCUCUUCCUCCUCAUGUUCUUCCUCGAAUCAACAGCUGUCCAGGGUGCAGCUCCGUAGAAAUAACAGCGGCAGUCGUCCACCUAUACCGAAUAGGUGUUCUAGUUUGGAACGGCCGACGAUUCCGUUGAAAAACGAGCCGCCUGGGAGUCCUCGAAGCAAGCCGAAGUUACCGCUUCCGGCUCAUUUGGCGAAAGAAUUGGCGAGCCAUCAGCUUCAGCAGCCAAUGUACGUAAACAUGCACGAGUUGGCGAAUCUAGCUGCCAGUCGUGCUCAAGAGAUGCAACUUCCGCUGCCUCCCCCUCCGGCUCCGUUAGCAGCACCAGGAACCGACAAGACCACCGACGUCCCGGAGAAAGACGCCGGCAGUCAGACGUCCGAGUCCAGUUUGGAGUCCAGCAGCGGAUACGGAAGCCAAAACACUUUGCCGCAUUCUCAUUCGCUUCAAAAUCAAAACGAGAACACGUGGAACGUGCCUGGCGCCGCGGCCACGUUGAUGACGCGCAGAGGGUCGGCGCAGCAGGUGAGCAGACCGCCGCCGCCGACGAGACGUACGUCCACCGUCAUCGCCGCACCCCCGACUUCGUCCGUUAAUGAAGAUCGGAGCGAGAACGUUUGCGAGGAGACCGAGAACCUUCCUCCGCCGCCUCCGUUCCUUCUCGAGAGCUCCUCGCCCAACGUCAGCCCUCUGCCGCAGAGAUCCGUCUCGGUUUCCGAAACGGUGAGGACUCUGACCGAGCUCCGCCACACGCCAGCCAGUCCGUCGCUCUUACGAAAGGCUACCGGACAGCAGCAGAAUCCUUCGGGCAUUAUUCCACAUAACACCGUGCUACAGAUAACUCGUUCAUCGGUCGAACGUUCCUGCUCGGCUGCCCGUUCGGCGUCCCAGGAACGCGGAUCUGUCGCGCAAACGGCCAACGUAGCCGGUGGUUCUACCGCCAGCCAAGCUACUGGUCAGGCUACGGGCCAAGGGCAGGGACCGGGCGGCGUGGGCCAGGGUUUCAUGGCAGUGCUCAAUGCUAAACUCAUCGGUACCAUAAGCAGCAGUGCCGCAGCGGGCGGGAACGCGAGCGGCAGCCCGAAGUCUCUCAGGAAGCAAUCGCUCUCGGAGCAGCAACAGCAGCAGCAGCAGUCCAGCAAGAACGUGAAAACGGCAGCUUCCGGCUUUCUCGAGACGCUGAAUGCUAAACUGGCGCAGCAACAACAGGCCCUGCAGCAGGCGGGGAACAACGCCACGAGCAGAUCCGCGAGUAUCAGGCGCAUCAUGGGUAAUCGCGUGCCGAUCAUGGACCCCCUGCAGAUGAGAGACUCCCUCAUGGAUCAGAUCAGACGCGGUACUCCGCUGAGGAAGACCAGCGGCCCGAUCAACGAUCGUUCAGCGCCCAAGAUCUACUGAGUAAUCCAGCAGCGACCUUCGCGUAAGUCCGUAAUAACAACGUCGCGCGUUGCUUCACGAGCAACGUGCGGUGCUCAUUCUAAUAACGUAAUUGACGCGCGAGAUACGAUGAGAGCCAGUCGGAUAGAAACCAAGCAUCUUCCGAUUCUUCGUCUACAUACCUUCGCGCAUCAGUUUCGAAUUACGAAUUGCGUAAGCGUACCGAGGCCGCCGAGUUGCGUUUUAUUGCGUCGCUGUAAUUUAGCCCGUCCCCACUGAGAAAUCUCCCCUGACAACACGCAAGCUCCAUAUUAAAUCGAUAUAUGAUUUAUUGUACAAUAACAAGGGCGCGUUAUUAUCGAAGGCAAACGCGCAAUUAAGUAAGAAUUGAUCCGGGGGGUAAUUUUGCGUAGGUUUAAACGGCGUUAUAUAUAGCGAUUAUAUUGUAGUGUAAUAAUCCAAAAAAAAAAGAAUGCAGCAUGUAGGAAGAUUUUUAUAAUGCGUAUUAGUGUUUAAUAAAGGAAAACUGAUUUGAUUAGGGAAUUGUCUCGUAAGAUCCGUACCGAUACAACGACAAUACUCCAGUACAACUUGUGUCUUAUAGUUCUAUAUUUUUUCUGCUUAACACAGCUUGACACGAAACGAUUUUCUUAUUGAUCUAUUAUCGCUACUGCUUAGUAUGUAAACGAAUGAUACGAAUGGGGAUCCCUAGCGAUCCCGCGGGAAAGUCAUACAUAAUUUAAUAUCGAGCUUGUGUAUUCGAGUCGUGAAACUUGUAAAUGCAUAUCCACGUAAGAUGUUUAAGGUCUUACACAUAUUUUACAAGUGUUUUCAUUCUUUUUUUUUAUAGGAAAGGCGCGAGUUUGUUUUGCUAGUUUCUCUUUUAGUUUUCUCUUUUCGUUUUUUUUUUUAGUAAUAAUAUAAUAUUUAUUUAUACUUUAGCUCGUUUUUGUUUAGUAUUUCCACGCUUAACUUCGUCGGGAUGGCCGUUUUUCCCGGUAGUGUAUUCUCCGCCGUCGAGGUGUAGCUCUCAGUUAUCGAAUCGGUGGUACAUCUACUAAUAGUGUAUACUACACGACAUCUCUCUCAAUGUCGAUAAAUGUUAAUAAGCGUAUGUGUCGCGCCUUCGCGAAGGUGAUGUAUUUUACGGUCGUCAUCGCUUGCAAGCUACAUUCACUGCGUCUCUUGGCGAGUUCAAAGGAAAAGAAAAAAAAGGAAACGUCCCCCUUCCCUGCCCCGCUCGAUUCCCGGGCGAACGUCCCGAGAUCCGAGUA
This is a messenger RNA of Wasmannia auropunctata (little fire ant), 4244 nucleotides long. Its product is annotated as MTSS1-like protein. The transcript has 13 exons. Gene Ontology annotation, biological process: plasma membrane organization; cell projection assembly. The record is from RefSeq and is a predicted model, not a curated record. NCBI's taxonomy places the organism in Eukaryota, Metazoa, Arthropoda, Insecta, Hymenoptera, Formicidae. Gene Ontology annotation, molecular function: phospholipid binding; actin binding. Gene Ontology annotation, cellular component: cytoplasmic side of plasma membrane; actin cytoskeleton. The coding region runs from base 232 to 2991 and encodes 919 amino acids.